Paraphaeosphaeria sporulosa is the source of this 1185-nucleotide messenger RNA. Its product is annotated as AhpC/TSA family protein. The transcript has 6 exons. Gene Ontology annotation, cellular component: peroxisome; cytosol; cytoplasm. NCBI's taxonomy places the organism in Eukaryota, Fungi, Ascomycota, Dothideomycetes, Pleosporales, Didymosphaeriaceae. Gene Ontology annotation, molecular function: thioredoxin peroxidase activity. Bases 367 to 927 code for a protein of 186 amino acids. Gene Ontology annotation, biological process: cell redox homeostasis; cellular response to oxidative stress; hydrogen peroxide catabolic process. The record is from RefSeq and is a predicted model, not a curated record.
CGUCGCAAUUAAUCGUCUCGGAACGCGGCUGCCAGGCCCAUAGAAGGCAAUCUCGCGCGCAGUCGCCCGACGCCUGCCAGCGGCCCUGCUGCGACGGCCUGCCAUGAUUCCGGGCACUCGCCGGCCGUCGUCAGAGGCGCCGUCGCCAGCUCCUUCACCGCGAGGUUGGGGUCCAUCGCCCAGGGCCCCGCAAAUCACGGCCCGAUCGGGCAUGGCCGCUUGUCGAUCUUUACUCCCUGUGCGAGCCACUCCGGCGGUAAUCCCACGUCCACCACGCUAGUCUCCAUCCCAAACAUCUCACACGCUCGCCGUAGUGCUGUACCGUAGACACACCACCUUCAGCCCGCCACCGCUACCUCCGUCACCAUGUUUGCCGCUCGCCGACUGCCGCGCGCCUUGCCCCUUGCUGCUCCUCGCCGCCUGUUCCACGCCUCAUCCCCGGCCUUCGUCCAGAUUGGCGACAAGAUCCCGGAUGUGGAACUGCACGAGGGCUCGCCUGGCAACAAGGUCAAGAUUGCCGAUGAACUCAAGAGCGGGAAGGGCUUGAUAAUUGGCGUACCCGCAGCAUUCUCUCCCGCAUGCAGCGAGUCCCAUAUCCCAGGCUACAUCAACGCAAAGGAGCUCAAGGAUGCCGGUCGUGUCUUCGUCGUCUCGGUCAAUGAUGCGUUUGUUAUGAAGGCGUGGGCGAAAUCCCUCGACCCUACCGGCUCAAGUGGAAUCCGCUUCCUCGCUGACCCCGACCUUCGCUUCACGAAGGCGCUUGAUCUGUCUUUCGACGGCGCCGCCAUCUUCGGUGGUGACCGCUCCAAGAGAUACGCCCUCGUCACCGAGAACGGCGCUGUCAAGGACGCACACGUCGAGAGUGACAACACGGGACUGAAUGUUUCCAAGGCUGAUAACGUCUUCGGAAAGCUCGCAAAGCAGUGAGCUUGUCUCAGCACGACACGCCGACUGGCAAAAAGCCCAAUCUGAGUGCAUUACAUGCACUAUCACUCUCGGAAUGCUCAAAAUACUGCAUGGACAAGCCUAUUACGAAGGUCACGCAGCCAGCUCGCCAGUACGCGACUUGUCGAGGUUGUAGUUGUAGGGAUGUAUGAAUGUAAACAUGUGCAAGAACGACGAUUUAUCUUGUCCAAUCCAUCUUGACAAAGCUUUUGUAUGUCACGACUUUGAUGGUCCAUCUGA